GCCGGGCCGCCGUCUCCGCCUGUCGCUGGCUCCGCGGCUGCCGGCUCCGACGAAGCGAAGGGCGGAGGGGAGGGGCAGGCGGCGCCCAGGAGGGAGGCACCGGGCCGUAGGCCAAGCCGACUGGGGUCACAAUUUGGGUUCGCAGCAAAAAUGCUUUCAGAACAGACAGCAGCCCUGGGGACAGGAUGGGAGUCGAUGAAUGUCCAGUUGGAUGGAGCAGAGCCCCAGCUGGAAAGGGGAAGCCAAGAAGAGGGGCCGUGGAGAACAGCACCAGGGCCACUGGAACACCUGUGCUGUGACCUUGAAGAAGAGCCACACUCACUUCAGGAAAAGGCUCAGUCGGCUCCCUGGGCUCCUGCCAUUCCCCAGGAGGGGAGCACCGGAGACUGGGAGAUGGCAGCUGCACUUCUUGCAGCCGGAUCACAGGGCUUGGUAACCAUCAAGGAUGUGUCACUGUGCUUCUCUCAGGAGGAGUGGCGGAGCCUGGACCCUUCUCAGACAGACUUUUAUGGAGAAUAUGUCAUGCAGGAAAACUGUGGGAUAGUGGUCUCUCUAAGAUUUCCGAUUCCCAAGCUGGACAUGCUUUCUCAACUAGAGGGAGGGGAAGAACAAUGGGUCCCUGACCCACAGGACUUAGAGGAGAGGGACAUCCUCAGGGUCACAUAUACAGGAGAUGGAAGUGAGCAUGAGGGGGAUACCCCUGAACUAGAAGCAGAACCUCCCAGAAUGUUAUCUAGUGUGUCCGAAGAUACUGUUCUCUGGAACCCGGAGCAGGAGGAGAGCUGGGAUUCCGUGCCCAGAAACUCCAGAGGAAUGCUCCUGGGCCCACCUUUUCUUCAGGAAGAUAGCUUCUCAAGUCUUCUGUGUAGCACAGAGAUGGAUUCCCUGUUAAGACCACACACAUGCCCCCAGUGUGGGAAACAGUUUGUGUGGGGCUCCCAUCUUGCCAGACACCAGCAAACUCACACUGGGGAGAGGCCCUACAGCUGCCUCAAGUGUGAGAAGAGCUUUGGACGAAGACAUCACCUAAUCCGGCAUCAGAAAACCCACCUACAUGACAAGCCCAGCAGGUGCCCUGAAUGUGGCAAGAAUUUCCGAUGCAAUUCCCAUCUGGCCAGCCACCAGAGAGUGCAUGCAGAAGGCAAAUCCUGCAAAGGCCAAGAGGUUGGAGAGAGCCCUGGGGCUAGGAAACGGCAGCGUGCCCCACCGGUUCCAAAGUGCCACGUGUGCACUGAGUGUGGGAAGAGCUUUGGCCGACGGCACCACCUGGUGAGACACUGGCUGACCCAUACUGGGGAGAAGCCCUUCCAGUGCCCUCGCUGUGAGAAGAGCUUUGGCCGUAAACAUCACCUGGACAGGCACCUGCUCACCCACCAGGGACAAAGUCCCCGGAGCAGCUGGGACAGAGGGACAUCCAUCUUUUGAAAUCUGUUUUCUGCUGUAGCUGUGCUCACAUCUAUCAGCUGGUGCUACCAGGAGUCUCUGCCAGAGCUGCCCCUCUCCUGUCCCCAGUGCCAGGAUCAUGAGCCUUGGCCUUAUCCCUAAAGAUGAGGUUCCAGCAUUGGCGAGAGCAUUCCUCACCAGUUCUAUGAGAUACCACAUAAAAUAGAAUUCUUUGGGCAAAACUUUUGGGAAACAGUGCUUAGUACAUGGGCUGAAAUUCAGCCUGAGCCCAUUCUCAAGGGUAGUGGUACCAGUGGUUUAUGGCUGAGAUCCAUUCUGAUUGGUUGGAGCCUGUGCCAUACCAGUUGUUAAAUAUUUUGAGUAUCACCAUUGUAUAUCAUAACUGUUAUAUUCUCUUUAUAUAUAUGUCUAUAUAUAUGGGGAGAGAGAGAGAGAGACCAUGUUGGCAUAUUAAAGGCUCUGAAAAUUUAUGCAGUAGAGCAAAUUGUUAAGUCUCUUACUGCAGUGUUUCCUAACUGUAUUUGACCUCAUUGUUCUUUCUAUCUGACAUCCCACAGAACUGGUGACUCCAACGAACACUCUAGUGAACACUAGGUUAGAGUAAUGAGGAAAAAAGAAAAAGCCCUCAUUUUUUAUCCAAAUGAAAGCGGAGGGGUAGAUCGCAUUCCUGUGCGGGUCCAUCACCUUUACCCCAUCAUCCAAAUAGACAUCCACACCUCUCACCUCACCUGCCCAAAAAUAGGAACAAUAACCUUUUCACCCCUUAUUUCUACUCCCUUUAUCCUGCACAUACAUAUAUCCAGCUAAGAGAUCAUACUACCAUGCUACGGGAUGGACCUUAUAUACCCCCAAGUAAUCCAGACUCACACAGAAGAAAAAACUUUUCCGCUUGGACAGUCCCCUCUUCUCUUGAUUGUGUCUUUAUGUGUCUGUGUGUAUCUGUGUACAGGGUUUUUGAAGAGAGCAUGCAAAGUGCAAACUGUAAAAACUAAAUUUUCUAGGGGCUGUGUUCUGGUGAUGAGGGUAGUGGGGAUUGUAUGGGGUUUUAUUUUGUUUCAAGAGAGGAAGUAAGCUGAGCAAUUAAGGGAGCCUAGUGGAAAGGGUUAAGUGAUGGGUCAUAUUGUGGGAAUUGAAGUAUAAAGCCUUCUUGAAUGUCACUGAGAUCAAGACAGCUGCACAUACAUGUUUAGGUCUCAAUCUUUGGUCCAUAGAUUCUAUUUCCCUGGGUAGAGAGAGCAUGAAGCAUCAUCUGUGAGGUGAGCUGUUCUUUUUGCAUUCAAGCAAAAUGCAUAUAGAGCUCUGUGCUGAGUGAUUUUUUUUGUUUUUGUAUCUGGUCUUGUUGUAAGUGUUGGGAAAUUAGGGCAGGAAUCACAGUGUUUACAGGUUGUUGUCAUUAUUCUUGUUUGACUUUGAUUGCCUCAUCAAGGGGACAGUUAUUCUUGAGGAUCUCUUCUUCUCUGAAACAGAACUUCAGGGGAAAUGGCUGUGGUUUAGCUUUUCAGCUGAUGCAAGGUAAUGAGCUUUCCAUUUGAUUUUCCUCACAAAUCUGGAAAGGUGUGUACACUAAGAGUCUUAACUCCAGGACUUGCAUAAGUAUUCUAGCAUCUGUUAGUUGGUGAGUUGGUCAUUGUUUCUCUUUAUUGAUCAUGUGUUAAUACCGAUCUUAUAAUUUAAAAAUUAUCUUGUAUGCAAGAACAGUUUAGGGUUAGGGAGGGAGAGGAGUAAAGAGGGUAAAAGUGGGUAUUUUCUCUUUAAUGCUUAGAUUCUGGUUUUUCCUUAACACACUAAUUUUUUAACUGCAGUUGGUGGAAUUAACCAGAGAGGAAAGAAGGAAGUGAGGUGCAACCAUCUUGUUUAAUAGGCAUUUGCUUAGGAAAAUGGGGUGAAUCAUGGCUCCUCAGAGUCCUGGACCCAAAAGGAGCUGGAAAUAGGGCCACUUUGCUGAAUGGAUGUCUUAGAGUGGAUAUGACUUGAUCAACCCAGUCCCUGCCUUCCUUCUGCACUCAGAGCAGUCGUUCCUUUGCCUGGAAUGCACUUCUCUUGUUUAUGUUCCUACGAAUAGAGCAAAACGACCAGCCCUUUGUAAGGCAGUCCCAGGUCCUCAGAGACAGGAGUAUUUUAGGAUCAGUGUUAGGAAAUGCCCCAAAGAAUAGGAAAGUACUGCAUUCCAGUGGUAAAACUGGACUAUGCCAUUUCUCUUACCUUCCCACUAUGCCUCAUUCAUUCAUGCAAAUCAGCUAUAUUAAGCAAUGGUUCAAAACCUGUUUUGGAUCACUGAGAUCAAGACAGCUGCACAUGUAUGUUUAGACUCUGAUAAAAACCAGGAACUCAUUUAAAAAACAAACAAACAUUAACUAUUCACUCAGUUUUUCAUACUGAGUCAAAGAAAGGGAGUCAAAGAAAGGGAGCUACCCUGACCCAAUAUGGUCAUUAUAUAUAUGUGUGAAGAAUUACAAGGCAAGGGUCAGUUAAUAGUUUAAUGAAUAAGAUACCAGAGGCAGUAGGGUAUAAAGAUAGAGUCUGGUCUUUAAUGACUAGAGGGUAUUGCUUACAGUCUAGUUUAUAUAUUUUUUCAAAAGCUAUGCUGACAAACCCAGCUCCUCACAAACUUUGUUUUAAAGACUUGUAGGAGACUACUCUCCGUACUAUCAGAUCACACCUCUUAAUAAUCAGAGAUUACCCUCCAGCCUUUGAUCUGUUUUAGUAAUUGUAAGGAUAGAAAGUGAAGCCCCUGAAGUGAAGAUGCAGUCAUAGUGCACAACUGAAAGGCAUCAUGGCGUCUAAUGGCCUUCUCCAGAAGGGGCAUCCUUCUAGGUCAUUUCUGGUGUACCAUUGUCUUCUCUACCUCGGUCCAACACCAUUUCCCUUGGAUAAAAAAAUAAAAUAAACAACAGCCAUUGGAUGGGUGAAUAGAUUUGAAUGAUUCUUCCCACAGGAAUCAGCCUCAAACUCCCAUCUUUCUCCCAACUCCCUCUGCCACAUGUCCAUCCUACCUACAUUAAAUAAAAAAUGUCUGUGUUCUCUCUGGGCAAAAUGUAAAAUAGAGAAGUCCCAUAAGGAAUCUGUUGCCUUUUCCCCUCCGUGCUGCCUCUGCUCUAUUCAAGGCCCAAGUAUGUUCCCUUUUUCAUCCCAUCAGAGGAUCUCUGUAAAGAAUCCCUUACACAGGAGAAUGUGACUCAAAGUGUUAGCUUUACCCAGAUCUAUUUACAUUUUAAGUGUUAGUUCUGAUAGUCAAAGUGGGAGGAAAAGCUUUUCCCCUGUUAAAAUGAUGUUACGCCUUUAGAGAACUGAAAGGGUGAUAAAUUGGGACAAAGUCCUUCCCUUUCCAGCAAUCCUGCAAUUAAGUCACUGUUUCCUAUUUCUAUCAAGGGCAAGGUGAGCCUUGCCUCAGAACCACAGGUGCUAGAAGAUAGGUUCUUUCCAUCUCUGCAUGGGGGUAAAUGGGGCUGGGCAAUAACAGAAAAGUGAAACCUAUUCCCUUAGACCCCUUUGAGAACCCAAGCUGGCAAAAUUUAUUUCCCACGGAGCGCUCUACGGGGCCGAGCUCUCAAAAUGUGUGGUCUUUGGACUAACAGCAUCAACAUCGCCUGGGAACUUGUUUCAGAAAUGCAAAUGCUCAGGCUCUACACAGACAAAUUGAAUCAGAAACUGUGAGGGUGAAGCCUAGCAAUCAGUCUUUUAACCUGCCUUCCUGGAACUCUGAGAUAUGCAAAUACUUGAGAACCACUGGCCUAGAGAUUGAAAUUCCAUUUCAGUCAGUGGAACCUCACCCUCUUUAAACGGGGAGAAAGGAAAUCUUUACACCUGUGAUCAGGUUGAUUUUCUGCAACCUUGCUAGGCUAGUAGCUUUUCGGUUCUGUUCCUCCUGAGUCCCAGGGUCUCCCCCUACUCUUCACUCAGUGAAAGGACUGGCUCAAGCACCAAUUUCAGAAAACGGUGAGGCAACUACCAAGCUGCUGUGAUUGGAGCUGGAGCUUCUAAAAUGGGCACUGAGGAUUUGUGGGUCCAGAAAUCUGAAAGGACAAAAAGGAGCAGACACAUCAAAGAAGGGAAAUCCAGUGUAAAACUGAAAAACUGACAUCCAAGGAAAUGGUCCUCCUUUGCUAGUUAUGUGGUCAUUUUCCAGAUCUAAUAGUUGCCCUGGAGGUGGGCAGGGUGGGCAUUUAGCACAGAGGUAGGGAGUAAGUCCGACUGUUAGAAGCCCUUAAGAACCCAAGUUUUCCAACUUCACAAUGCAUUGCAGAACAAUAAGGUGCUGUGCAAGGAAUUUCUAACCAUGGUUUGGCCUACUCAUGAUUUGGCAGCAGGAGCACCAGGGAGUCCCCAGAACACAAGAGGGAACCAGGCUCGUUUAGUAAGAUGUGAUGACUCAAGUGAGAUUUGAACUCAGACUCUUCACUAGGUAGAGGUUGUAACCAAUU
Pteronotus mesoamericanus is the source of this 5825-nucleotide messenger RNA. RefSeq names its product zinc finger protein 641 (gene ZNF641). Lineage: Eukaryota; Metazoa; Chordata; Mammalia; Chiroptera; Mormoopidae. The transcript is spliced from 6 exons. Gene Ontology annotation, biological process: regulation of DNA-templated transcription. Bases 151 to 1425 code for a protein of 424 amino acids. The record is from RefSeq and is a predicted model, not a curated record.